AUGGCUUCUACCUUUAAGGACCUCAUCUCGAUGCUCGAGAUCCCAGAUUUGCCAUUCUCAGAAGUCUCAGUGCACUGUUUCUAUGGCGAGCAGGGCAAUGAUGUUAGACAACCAUCUGCGGAUGUGCUGAGAGAGCUGAUCGACUCGAGAUAUACAGCGUAUGACAUGCUGCUGACAUUCUGUAAUUUCCAUGAGCAGUGGGUCACAUUUGCUGCACUGGAAGUCUAUGUCAGGUGUGCAUACCGUGCCUACAGCUUGCUAUCUAUCGAUUACGAGGAAGGUGAUGGUCUUGAUGACAGAGAUGCUCCUCACAUCGUCAUCUGGCGAUUCAACCUUCCUCAGUUACUCUCGCCACCUACAACUCCUAGCCUGCAGGCAUCCGUCAGCGAUCUGACAUACAUGAUCAACAAACACCAGAAGCAACCUCUGCGUACUGGUGUCAUCGCAUCAUUCCCGAAUUUUGCGGCACUGACGAGGGGCUUCGACAAGGUCACAAGCACCCUGCCGCCAUUUGAUGUUCAGGAGUACCACGAGCAAUACGGAGCUAAUAAUCAGCCUCCUAAUGUCCUGGAUAUGGCGCUCAGAAUCUUCAAGGAGAUCGAUGACUUACUCAGCUUGUACCCGCAAUACUUCACUCUGCACAACAUGAGCUCAUCCUGGGAGGAAGAGCAGGCCAUCUGUAAUGUUGAGCCAGCACUCACAUACCAGCUGGAGCUCAGCCGGUUGUCAAACUACAACCUUACACCGUGCUUCACGGAGAGCAAGCAACUCCACAUCUACCAUGCCAUCAUGCACGAGAACUAA
Molecule: messenger RNA, 804 nt
Organism: Laetiporus sulphureus 93-53
Lineage: Eukaryota; Fungi; Basidiomycota; Agaricomycetes; Polyporales; Laetiporaceae
Exons: 6
Coding region: 1-804 (267 amino acids)
Biological process (GO): fatty acid biosynthetic process
Molecular function (GO): ATP binding; acetyl-CoA carboxylase activity
Source: RefSeq, a predicted model, not a curated record